GUCCUCCUUUUUAACGCACUCUCUUCACAGUUCACACAAAUUUCAAAAAGCAAAAGCCGAAAUGGAAUGCACGAAAUGAAAUUGAACACAGUUCAAAUCUAGUGCAAAGAUGACAUUUUUGUGAAUUGUUUGUGAAAUUGCUCACUAGAUUUAUCACUCCAUCCAUGUCCGCCCAAGCACAAAGUGCUUUAUUCCUUGGCGAUGGAAUACAUUAUGCGACACCAAUAAUAUCGUCGACGAGGACAAGUGAAGUAGAGGUGGUGCGAGGUGUCCUGCGAAUGAUGCAGGGCCUGUCGAGUUCCCUUUUCUAUUGGGACCAAAUUAAGCAGAGUUUUUGUGUUGCCAGAAGUGGGAUAUAUGUGACUCACCUUUCCCUUACAAGCCUUCAGAACCUUCUCAAUCAGUUCCUGUAUUCUGCUACUUGUUUACAACUUGUUCAAGUUAAUGUCAAUAGAUUGGAGUUAGAGACUCGAAUGCCUACUCUAAGGGCUUUUGCAUCUGCUGUUACUCAAUGGCUUAAGAGGUUGAGAGAUAUUGCUUUAAAGGAAGAAAUUAAGAUGUGCAACUCUAAUAUAGGAAUCACUCCCACCGUUUUGGGAUUGUCAAGUUCCUUAUCCAGUCUUUGCUCAGGUGCUGAAUGUUUAUUGCAAAUAGUGCAUGGAGCUAUUCCACAAGCGUACUUUCAGCCUAAUUCUUCUAUUCCAGCAUCUGAAAUGGCUGUUCAUAUCCUAGACUACCUUUACAAGAAAUUGGAUGAAGUGUGUCUUGUGCAAGGUGGUGAGGAGGAAGCAUAUCUUAUGGUGCUUCAUAUUCUUGUUGGAAGUUUAUUACCAUAUAUUGAGGGACUUGAUUCAUGGAUUUUCAAAGGAACACUUGAUGAUCCUUUCGAGGAGAUGUUCUUUUAUGAUAACAGAGGAAUCUCAGUUGAUGAGUCUGAGUUCUGGGAGAAGAGCUAUCAACUGAGACAAGUACAAGGUCAGAAGUUUGAUGUUGGGCUUUCUGCCCUAACUUCUGCCAACUCCUUAUCAAAUAACAAGAAGGAAAUGGGUGAAAAAGAUUCUGUUUCUAUGUCUAUUUCUGUGAAGGGCAAGGAACAGAACAAGAAGGAACUUCAGUUAUGCCCUUUAUUUAUUAAGAACCUUGCAAAGUCCAUUGUCUCUGCUGGAAAGUCAUUGCAGCUGAUACGCCAUGUUCCUAUGUUUUACUCGGUGGUAUCUGGCAAAAGUGUUGACAAUGAAAUUGAUGGCUUUGGAGGUUCUGAGGAUGAUAAAGAUAUAAAUAGUCAGCAACAAAGCAUAGCAGGGUUAGCCUUGCCAGAGAUUUUCAGUAUUUCAGUAGCAGGCCUCAUAGGCCAUGGUGAUCACAUCUCAAGAUACCUUUUACAAGAUGACCCAUGCAAAUAUGAGAUUGUCCAUUCUUUGGUUUCUGAAAUGACCAGGGAAAUGGUUGGGAAUGGGAAUUGUGAAAGCUGGCCAACUUUAAAAUGCUCAGAGAAUAUUUGUUGCAAGGUCUUCGGCAAGGCAGUGUCACAUGAAAAUGUGCUUGAUGUGGAAUCUAAAAAUAAGGAUGAGAUUGGCUUUUCUGACACUGAAGAAGGGUGUAUAACUGCAGGUGUGGUGGAUGAGUUGCCCCUCCAAAGUUCAUUCUGUCCAGAAAAUCCAGUUAUCACUGUGUGUCAAAGAUUACUUGAUAAGCAUAAAGAUUUCUGGAAAAUAUUGAACUUACCAAAAAAUUUUCAUCUACCCCCUUUAAAUGAUGAGGUCUUACGGGAGUCUGUAUUUGGUCGUGAGAGUGGGCUGCUUUCUGCAGUUGAAGGAACUAAUUAUGCUUUUGGUUUCCAGUUUGGUAAAUCUGAGUAUCUUCGUUCACAAGAGGACAUUAAGCUGCUAGAAGUCUUGUUCCCUUUUCCCACUCUUCUUCCUUCUUUCCAGGAUGAUAUCUGUAUGUCAGGGCUCUUGCCUUUCCAGAAGAAUAGCACCCUUGCAUCAAGAGUUCUCAGCUGGAUUCAAGGCACUGAACCUAGAACAAUGCCACUUCCACUGGUUAUUAUGCAAGAAUGCCUAACUGUCUAUAUUAAGAAGCAGGUGGAUUAUAUUGGCCACCUUAUGUUGUCAAAGUUGAUGAAGGAUUGGAGAUUAACGGAUGAGCUUGGUGUUUUACGUGCCAUAUACCUGUUAGGUUCAGGUGAUCUACUGCAGCACUUUUUGACAGUGAUUUUCAGUAAGCUGGACAGGGGGGAAACAUGGGAUGAUAAUUUUGAGUUAAACUUGAUUCUACAGGAAUCCAUUAGGAAUUCUGCUGAUAGCAUGCUGCUAAGUGCUCCAGAUUCAUUGUUUGUGUCCAUCAUCAAGAAUCAUGGUUUUGAUGGUGAUGAGCUACCUAUUUCACCAACCCUUGCCUCAACAACUCAUAAGAGUCGUACGCACAGCUUUGGAAUAGAUGGUCUUGACUCUUUGAAAUUCACAUACAAGGUCUCCUGGCCACUUGAACUUAUUGCUAAUGCAGAGGCAAUUAACAAGUAUAACCAGGUGAUGAGGUUUUUGUUGAAGGUCAAGCGUGCCAAAUAUGCACUUGACAAAGUUCGGAGGUGGAUGUGGAAGGGCAGAGGCGCUGGGACAAACAGCCACAAGCAUCACUGGUUAGUGGAGCAGAAACUCCUUCAUUUUGUGGAUGCCUUCCACCAGUAUGUAAUGGAUAGGGUAUAUCACAGUGCAUGGCAUGAACUUUUUGAAGGUAUGGCAACAGCUGGAUCUCUGGAUGAAGUCAUUGAAGUACAUGAGGCCUACUUAUUAUCAAUUCAGCGGCAAUGCUUUGUGGUUCCAGAUAAGCUGUGGGCCUUGAUUGCAAGUCGAAUCAACAUGAUCCUUGGAUUAGCUUUGGACUUCUACUCCAUUCAACAGACAUUAAGUAGUGGCAGUGCAACUUCUGCAAUGAAGGCCAGAUGUGAAAUGGAAGUGGAUAGAAUCGAGAAACGUUUUGAUGAUUGCAUUGCCUUUCUUCUCAGAGUCUUGUCUUUCAAACUCAAUGUGGGGCAAUUCCCUCAUUUGGCUGAUCUGGUGACUAGAAUUAAUUACAACUAUUUCUACAUGUCUGAUAAUGGAAGCUUGAAGACUGCCACUGGCUCUGAAACUGUUAGUUCAAGGCUGGGGAAGGUCUUUGGAGCUAGAAUGGACUAAUUAAAUUAGCGCAGGAUGGUUUAUGAUGCCAUGUCUCUAAAUUUCGGAUAUGAGGAUGUGUUUUCCUGAAUUAAAUUUUGCUGCCGUCUGGAAGCAAAUUCCUUGGCUCUGUACCUUUUCAUAUCAGUGCAGCAUAAAAUAGUAAGUGGUGUAGAAUUCACAAAAUGUCUAGUUCAAUGCGAAAAGGUGCAAAGCAAUGAUACAUGAGCUACAUUUAGUUACUAGAAUAUGCAAGUUGCUUAUUUGCUGCAGAUUUCCUCAACUUCAAAGGCAUUUCAGCUUUACUGAGAUGCAGAAAGACGACUUGAUGCUUGAUGAAGAUUCAGGAGUUGGAUUUUUUUAUUCUGGGUUUCUUGCUUUAUGCAUAUCUUUCCCUUUUCUCCCCUAUAUAUAUUGGUUAGUUUUAACUGUAAAGCUGUAAAUGGCUGCUGUUCCCAGUUAUUCCAGGUCUGAUGUUUUUGUUUGUCUUGCUCUUGGCCUUGUAAUGGGAUUGGCCUCCUGUUAUUGAUGCUUUGAUGUUUUUUAUUCCCCAUCACCUCGUCAGCACAAUUGGUAUGGUAUCUAACAUGUUACAUAUUUACACAGUUGUAAACAUCCUUGUAUUUUCAGGGACAAACAAUUGAUAACAGGGGAAAGAAAAGAAAAUAUUUCUUUGUUGUA
This is a messenger RNA of Hevea brasiliensis (rubber tree), 3836 nucleotides long. RefSeq lists its product as uncharacterized. Bases 165 to 3176 code for a protein of 1003 amino acids. Gene Ontology annotation, cellular component: spindle pole; centrosome; equatorial microtubule organizing center. The transcript is spliced from 16 exons. Gene Ontology annotation, molecular function: gamma-tubulin binding; microtubule minus-end binding. Gene Ontology annotation, biological process: cytoplasmic microtubule organization; microtubule nucleation; spindle assembly. The record is from RefSeq and is a predicted model, not a curated record. NCBI's taxonomy places the organism in Eukaryota, Viridiplantae, Streptophyta, Magnoliopsida, Malpighiales, Euphorbiaceae.